GUAUUGUACUACUAUCCCCCCCCUUGAAUAAUUACGAGUGGGUCCUUUGGUAACGCCACACUGAAACUUCGUCAGUAUCCCCGAAUUAGGAAAUAUCAGGUGCUUUCGAGAGCCGCUAUUCGCUAUAGACCCUCGAUUGCGUGCCUUUAGUGGUGUGAAUCGUGGCAUGAGAGUGUGGCGAAUAUUGGACUCACUCGAAAUUGUUCAUGGGGGGGAUAGUAGCAUGGGCAUGCUUGUGGCAAAUGGAGUGGCGUGGUUCUCGAUAUCGAAAGGCAAAAUGCCAUGCCCACUCUUGGGAUACCGAGGGAUUCCCAUCUCUGGAGCGGGAUGCGUGGGGUUUCAAAUUUGGUUUCUUGGUGGGCCGCCAAGGUCCAUAUAUUUUCUAACGAAGCGCCGGAGGUAUGUCCGGAUCUCGAAAAAGGAGGCCAUAAGCGAAAAAAAAGGCGGCCGCCCGCCUUUUCUGGGAGAAGUACUGUAUUGUGUGUGGCAGGCUUCCAUUUACAACGGUCAAUACGUACCGGAGGACCUACCCGACCUUUUGUAGCACCAGUUUGGGAGGCUGUUUAGAGUCUAAUGUUGGUUUGUCGUGUCAGUCACGAUACAUUUUUGAAUCUGCUCAG
Messenger RNA from Hyaloscypha bicolor E, 620 nucleotides. RefSeq lists its product as uncharacterized. Bases 167 to 544 code for a protein of 125 amino acids. The transcript has a single exon. NCBI's taxonomy places the organism in Eukaryota, Fungi, Ascomycota, Leotiomycetes, Helotiales, Hyaloscyphaceae. The record is from RefSeq and is a predicted model, not a curated record.